Molecule: messenger RNA, 996 nt
Organism: Entamoeba invadens IP1
Lineage: Eukaryota; Evosea; Mastigamoebida; Endamoebidae
Exons: 1
Coding region: 1-996 (331 amino acids)
Source: RefSeq, a predicted model, not a curated record
AUGUUUAUAUAUAUAAAUUUGAAAAUAUUAAAACAACGAAAAACUGUAAAUUUCAAAAUGUCUAAACUUUCUGGGUAUCACAUCAUGAUAGUCUCGAAGUACCUUGAGACUAUCAACGACUUAAUUAACUUGGAGUUGGUAUGCAAGAAGUUUUGUGGCAAUAUGGAGAAGUUCCACUUCAACCCAAUUCCGUUGAAUUCUAAAACACUUGAGUAUUUUCCAAACAUCGAGACACUUCACUUGUGGGAUGUGAAAGAUGGUAAUUUUGUCAAUAUAUUUAUGAUCAACACAAAAGAAAAUGAAGAUAGUGAAAAUGAAGUUGUUUUAAAGAAAGAGUUUUUUCGAAUCAUUGUGUGGUUCAAUGUUGAUUUUGAAAUUGUUGACAGAAACAAAAGUCGAAACAUCGAGUUUAAGGAUGUCACUUACACUCAAAAUGAUAGAAAGAAAUUUGGUAAUAACAUACCAUCAAGUGUGACAUCAAUUGGUGAUAGUUGUUUCAGUGGAUGCGGUAGUUUGAGCAGUGUUAACAUACCAUCUGUUGUUACAUCAAUUGGUGAUGAUUGUUUUUAUGGUUGUAGCAGUCUAAGCAGUAUCACAAUACCCACAAGUAUAACAUCAAUCGGUGAAGGUUGUUUCUGUGAAUGUAGUAGUUUAAGCAGUGUUACAAUACCACCUGUUGUUACAUCAAUUAGUGAUGGUUGUUUUGGUAAUUGCAGAAAUUUAACUAGUGUUACAAUACCAUCUAGUGUGAGGUCUAUUGGCGAUAACUGUUUCAGUGGAUGCAUUAGUUUGACCAGUGUUAACAUACCAUCUAGUGUGAGAUCAAUUGGUUUAUGUUGUUUCGGUUGGUGCACGAGUCUAAAUAGUGUUACAAUACCAUCAAGUGUUACAAAUAUUGGUGAUUUAUGUUUCAGUGAAUGUAUUAAUUUGAGUAGUAUUAACAUACCAUCAAGUGUUAUUGCAAAUGGAAUUCAACGUUUCCUCCAAAUAUUGUAG